Boleophthalmus pectinirostris (great blue-spotted mudskipper) is the source of this 2399-nucleotide messenger RNA. RefSeq names its product coiled-coil domain containing 120b (gene ccdc120b). The record is from RefSeq and is a predicted model, not a curated record. Lineage: Eukaryota; Metazoa; Chordata; Actinopteri; Gobiiformes; Gobiidae.
UCUUCUGGGUUUUACAAUUAGCGUGGUUUACCGGUCUACCGCGGCGUCGUUUUCUGCAGGAACUGUUUUCUCACAGCCUGAGCCUUGGCUUUGUCACAGAGGACCAUGAAGACCUUGGAAACCCUUGGUCAUGCUGUUUGAUUCCACCCUAAAACAGAAGCUGAGGCGAGGAGACUCCUGAUGCUUCUUUACUUCAUCUGAGUGUAACCCCAAUGACUUUUUGCUGCUGACUGGCUGCAAAUGCACUCCCUCCAACAACAUGGCUGAUACUGCAAGGUAAAGAGGUGCUGGGGAGAGACAGAGCUGUCCCAGGAUUUCGUCACAUGGAGGUGAAAGGACAACUAAUAACAUCCAUGGGUCUGGGGUCACCAGAUGUUCAAGGCUGCCAGGAUGGCAAGCUUCAGGCGGAGAGGCUCACAGCUCUGCAGCAAAAGAAAAAAGCUCUGGAGGCCCUCCUCAACAACAGAGUGGGUGAACUCAAGCAAGUCUGUCUGCAGGAGGCAGAGUUGACGGGGAAGCUGCCUCGGGUUUUCCCCUUGGAAUCAGGAGAAAAACCCCCACUGGUGCAGCGCAGAGCUCACUUGGCACCCAACACCAAGAUAGAGGAUGAGACUGCCCAGAGGAAGCAGAUGAAAACUAUCUUCACUGGGGCACUCUACCGCAACUCAGAGUUAGACAGAAAUGUGCAAAACAAGAGGACAGUACACAGAGGCUGUCACACAGAAGAUGCAGUCAUGUCAGAGAGUAUGAGCUCUACGUCAGACACCACAUCCCAUGAAAAUGAGUCUUCUCCCAGCGUGGCAGCAGACCAGCGCUCUUUGUCACAGCCUGGUCUCACUGUGGGGAGUCCUGACCACAGAAUCAGCAGGAAGCUCUCACCAGUCGAGAUUUACUAUGAGAUGAGGACACGACGCAACUCAGCCACAAGCUCUGUCAGCCCCUCUCACUCUUUACCACAAAGUGCAUCAAAUGCUGAGGGCAGAAGUGUUCCAGCGACUCCUCUGUUGGCUCGUACGGCCCCCAUCAGUGUUCACGUCAGGUCGGAUGGAUCAGGAAGUAAUGGCACUAAGCAGUGGUCUGGCAGCCUGGAUGUACCAUACAUGAUCCCCCUGUCUCAAGAGGGCUCCUCAUCGGAGCGCAGAGGGUGCCCUUACAGCUCCCGUGCCAGGCGCAGUAACAGUUCAGAGGCCCUGCUGGACAGGUCUAGUCUGCCUGAUGAUCCCCCUCCUCGUAAUGGGAUGCCCCCCAGAGGAGGGCCCUACAAGAGCUCUGAGACACUUACUGAUGGAAAGCUGCGGCGGAUUAAUUUAGAAAGUCCAGAAAGACGUGUGGACAACUCUGUGGAGCAGGCAAAAAUGCGUCUGUCCAUGGGUGGUCGAGGGACUGGAGGGUACAGCGAGCAGCUGAUGGAUUAUAUCUGGGGCAAACAGCAGAAGAUGCAGCAGCUGUAUCAGUCUACAGGCAGGAUCUGGCAGGACACAUCAUCCCCUCACACAUCUACUGCUGCACCACAGUCUCACGCAAAUGGCUUCUCCCACUCACAGGUGCACCUCCCCAGUGCUGUACCUCCUUUCAGCCCCAUGGUCCUACGAGGAUCUCAAGCUGAACUACGCAGGGUCAAAGUCACUAGAACCAAAUCUUGUGGCCCAUUUAUUCCUUUGCAGCAACAUGAUGCUCUUCUACUCUCAGCGUAUGAGUCACCUCUUCCUUCUUCAGCCACCACUUCGUCCAUUCCCAACUUGCACCCUUACCAAGCUGAGCUGUUGGGUCCGCCAUUCACUCGCAGACCUCCACAAUUCUCUCUUCCCACACCGGAAGACUCCACACGAAGCCUCCACAAGGCUCUAGCACUGGAGGGGCUGAGGGACUGGUACCUCAGGAACGCACUGGGGUAUCCUUCCUCUAAAGGUCAUGAAGCGGGGUCUCGCCUCUCACACCCCCACCCUCUGGUGCACCAGCCCCAGUCGGUCCAGGGUGACCCUACCAACAGCCACAGGCCUCAUAUGCCUCAGUCUGCCAGCUUCCAUGGGCAUCCACUUCACGGAAGAUCAAUGGAGUUCUCUCUGUACCAGGAGAAUGCACAGGAAGCCUCUCCUAAGGAACCCACCGCUGACCCAGGCACCCUGGUCUAAUAGGACUGUACGCAAUAACACCUCAGACAAAACAUGCCCAAAUGUUGAUACAGUGUGACCUCAAAAGAAAAACAAAACAUGGCAACCUCAGCAGAAACUGACUGUAGUCAGUGAUAAACUGUAGCCCCACUGUGUGAAAAGGCCUUGGCAAGUCCUCUGCUGAAGUCAGAGGUGUGUGUGUGUGUGUGUGUGCAAUGCUAGUGCUGUCAUGCACGCUCAAGUUUAUUUAUGACAGUAUGCUGUACACAAACAAACUAUCUUCUUAUU